Athene cunicularia (burrowing owl) is the source of this 1048-nucleotide messenger RNA. It is a transcript of the gene MGST3, whose product is annotated as microsomal glutathione S-transferase 3. Gene Ontology annotation, molecular function: glutathione peroxidase activity; glutathione transferase activity. The coding region runs from base 183 to 614 and encodes 143 amino acids. The record is from RefSeq and is a predicted model, not a curated record. Gene Ontology annotation, cellular component: nuclear envelope; endoplasmic reticulum; membrane. NCBI's taxonomy places the organism in Eukaryota, Metazoa, Chordata, Aves, Strigiformes, Strigidae. The transcript has 7 exons.
CCGGGCCCAGAGCCGGCUCCGUCCCGCUGCAUCCUGGGCCGCACCGGAGGGUGUUGGUAAACAGCAGGAGCUGCACGUUGCUGGGGGCUGUUGACCAACUUGUGACUCCAAGAGGGUUCCUUGAAGCUGUGGUGGUGAGCAUCACUCGUCUGGCCAGUGCCUCUUUACUUAAAAGCACCAAGAUGGCUGUUCUCUCAAAGGAGUAUGGCUACGUCAUCCUGACGGGGGCUGCCAGCUUCAUCUUGGUCACGCACCUCGCAGUGAAAGUGGCCAAGGCCCGCAAGAAGUACCGUGUGGAGUAUCCAACCAUGUACAGCACUGAUCCUGAACACGGGCAUAUAUUCAACUGCAUCCAGCGUGCACACCAGAACACGCUGGAAGUUUACCCUGCCUUCCUGUUCUUUCUAGCCACCGGUGGACUCUACCAUCCGCGGGCUGCCACAGGGCUUGGCAUUGCCUGGAUCCUGGGGAGAAUCCUUUAUGCCUACGGCUACUAUACGGGAGAUCCAAAAAACCGAAGGAGAGGGACCAUUGGUUCAGUUGCACUCAUUGGGCUGGUGGGCACAGGUGUGUGUUCAGCCUGCCAGCACCUUGGCUGGCUCUGCCAGGACUAACUGAACCAGCACCAUGGCUGCGUGGAAAACUAAAGGGAUUUUUGUUUUCUUUUAGAACAUUUCCUUUUUUUUUUCUUUUCUCCUCAUUCAAUAAAAUGAAGUUGUCAAUUCUGUAUUUUCAUUCUGAAGUUAUAGAGGGCUUUCUUAAGCAGUUUUGCAGAAUGCCAGACAACUCUGGUUUUGUAAGACUACAGAAAUCUGUCUGUCAAGCAGCAAUGUUCUAGUUUUUAUGAUUUUAGUGACCAAAAAGCCAUCUUGCAACCUGUUUAACCCGUACAGCAGCAGCCCUAUUUCUGGACCCCUCAAUUCAUGUCACUCUGCAAUAAGAUAUUCCAGAGUUAAUGUUUAUUUGAUUGCUAAAAAGAGAUGUAGGCAAACAUUUAAAGUUGUUGUUUCAUGAUGUUUAAAAGGAACAGUAGGUUUAUAGGAAGGAA